GGAGCGUUUCCGGGUCAGCGCCCGGCGGAGCAGUGGGGAUGGAGCUGGAGCGGAUCGUGCUGCCCCCCCCCGGGCCCCUGCACCUCCCCCUGGCACUGUUGGAAUUGGGCUGCGCCGGGCGCUGCGAAUUGCUGCCGGGUCCCGCCCCCCCCCGCAGCACGCUCCCCCAGGGCCUCCCGCCCUUCACUCCUCCCCUGACAGCAGAGUUGGAGCAGCGCUUCCUGCAGACCCCCUCCUGGCUGCCCCCCCACCAACAUGAACGGGCUCAGAGGCGCUGGACGCGGGUGCCCACCCCCCGCUCACUGUUUGUGUUGGAGCCGACGCCGGUGCACAGCAGCGUGCGGGCACUGCGGGACCCCGGCACAGGGGCUCUGCAGGGCUUUGUUGAGGAGCUGCAUGAGGACGCGGGGCUCCCCUCUCCCCCAGACACCGGCGACGUCCCCCAGUGGGAAGGUGGUUUGGAGGACCCCCCCCUGGAGUUGCUCCACACCCAGUGGCCAAAUGAAGAGGAUUUGGACCUUGAAAAUGAUUUACUGACCACCCCCCCCGGGCUGAAACGCGGCGUUGAGUUUCAGCCCCCGGAGCCCGGGGGGGGGGCACCAUCGCUCUGUAGCGUUUUGGGGGCGUUGGAUUCAUUGGAGUUGGGGGGGACGGAAGAAGAGGAGAAAAAAGAGGGGGAGGGUGCUGGGGGGGCUGCCCCCUCUCAGCAGCCUGCUGACAAAGGAGGGCAGCCUUCCCCCACACCCCCCCUGCGCCGUGCCGACAGCCUGGAGGAGCUGGUGAUGGGGGAGGUGCUGGUGCCCCCCACCACAGCCACCCCCCCUGUGCCCCCGCAAAGCGAGGAGGAGGAGUGGGCCGUGGAGGAGGACUGCAGCGUCCCCGUGGAGGACUUUGAGGAGAAGAUCCCAGAUCCAGCAUUCAAGUGGCCGUUCCGCCCUGACGCCUUCCAGCAGCGCGCGGCGCUGUGCCUGGAGCGGGGGCAGUCGCUGCUGGUGGCUGCUCACACCUCUGCUGGCAAAACUGCCGUGGCCGAAUACGCCAUCGCCUUGGCACGGCGACACAUGACACGGGCCAUCUACACGUCGCCCAUCAAGGCGCUCUCCAAUCAGAAGUUCCGUGACUUCAGGGCCACCUUUGGGGACGUGGGGCUGCUGACUGGGGACGUGCAGCUGCGCCCCGACGCCUCCUGCCUCAUCAUGACCACUGAGAUCCUGCGCUCAAUGCUGUACAACGGCUCUGAGGUGCUCCGUGAGCUGGAGUGGGUCAUCUUCGACGAGGUGCACUACAUCAACGACGCUGAGCGCGGCGUGGUGUGGGAGGAGACGCUGAUCCUGCUGCCUGAGCACGUGGGGCUGGUGCUGCUCAGUGCCACCAUCCCCAAUGCCCUCGAGUUCGCCCAGUGGGUCGGCCGCACGAAGCGGCGCCGCCUGCGGGUGCUGAGCACUCGGCAGCGCCCGGUGCCCCUCGAGCAUUUCCUCUACACCGGCGGCGGCGGUCCCCCCUCACCCCGCGAUCUCUUCCUGCUGCUGGACGCGCGGGGUGCCUUCAGCACCCAGGGGUACUACGCCGCGGUGGAGGCGCAGAAGCAGCGGGCGAGCAAACACGCGCAGAGCUUUGGGGCCAAACAGCCCCACGGGGGGGGCAGCGGCCCCGGGCAGGACCGUGCCAUGUGGCACUCGCUGGUGGCGCUGCUGCAGGCGCAGGGGCAGCUCCCGGCCGUGGCCUUCACCUUCUCCCGCGGGCGCUGUGAUGCACACGCAGCCGCCCUGGGCCGCACUGACCUCAGCUCAGCCGCCGAGAAGGGACGCGUGCGGGGCUUCGUGCGGCGCUGCCUGGCCCGGCUCCGGGGGGGGGACCGCCGCCUGCCCCAGGUGCUGCAGAUGUCGGAGCUGCUGGAGCGCGGCAUCGGGGUUCACCACAGCGGGGUGCUGCCGCUGCUCAAGGAGGUGGUGGAGAUGCUCUUCAGCCAGGGCCUGGUCAAGCUGCUCUUUGCCACCGAGACCUUCGCCAUGGGGGUGAACAUGCCGGCGCGCACCGUCAUCUUCGACUCCAUCCGCAAACACGACGGCAACAACUUCCGCGACCUGCUGCCAGGUGAGUACGUGCAGAUGUCGGGGCGCGCCGGGCGCCGUGGGUUGGACCGCACUGGGACUGUCAUCAUCCUGUGCCGGGGGACGGUGCCCGAAAUGGCCGACCUGCACCGCGUGAUGCUGGGCCGCCCGUCGGGGCUGCAGUCGCAGUUCCGCCUGACGUACGGCACCAUCCUCAGCCUGCAGCGCGCGGCCGCGCUCAGCGUGGAGGGGUUGAUGCGCAACAGCUUCGGAGAAUUCCCCCUGCGGCGCCGCGCCGCGGUACGGGAUGGGGGGCACUGGGGUGGGGAGUUGACAUGA
Messenger RNA from Centrocercus urophasianus (Greater sage-grouse), 2390 nucleotides. RefSeq names its product Ski2 like RNA helicase (gene SKIC2). NCBI's taxonomy places the organism in Eukaryota, Metazoa, Chordata, Aves, Galliformes, Phasianidae. Gene Ontology annotation, molecular function: RNA helicase activity; nucleic acid binding; ATP binding. The record is from RefSeq and is a predicted model, not a curated record. Gene Ontology annotation, cellular component: Ski complex. Gene Ontology annotation, biological process: nuclear-transcribed mRNA catabolic process, 3'-5' exonucleolytic nonsense-mediated decay. The transcript is spliced from 21 exons. The coding region runs from base 39 to 2390 and encodes 783 amino acids.